Molecule: messenger RNA, 1992 nt
Organism: Patiria miniata (bat star)
Lineage: Eukaryota; Metazoa; Echinodermata; Asteroidea; Valvatida; Asterinidae
Product: MAP kinase-activating death domain protein-like
Exons: 10
Coding region: 152-1579 (475 amino acids)
Biological process (GO): regulation of Rab protein signal transduction; regulation of apoptotic process
Cellular component (GO): cytosol
Molecular function (GO): guanyl-nucleotide exchange factor activity
Source: RefSeq, a predicted model, not a curated record
UUUAUAGAUAAAUACAUUUUCUUUUAAAGGUUGGGAGAAAAGAGGUUCUGUAGUGAGUAGCAGCAGUACAAGCACAGAAGAAGGCGCAAUCAGAGUGAAUUCUCCUCUGGUGGAAGAUAAUCGUAAUGACAGUGCCUAUGAAUUAAUUGACAUGUCUGAAGUGAGUGUGGGUGGAAGCACAGGUGCCGGGGUGCAUGGAGCUGUUGGUAUAGCGGCAGGAGUUGCUGUAACAGGUGCAAUAGGGUCCAAGGUGGACGUUGAGUAUCCAGGAGAGCACAGUGACAACAAAACACUCCAUUCAGAAGACGAACAUGCACCAUGCAUCAAAGACAUGGUCAACAACAACAAUAGCAGCAGCAUAGAUGAAGGAAUCACAUUCCAAGCGAAGAAAGAUGACACCGAUGUCAUUCCAGACAACAGUAAAAGCAUGGAACCAAGAGAGAUCAUUGAACGCAGAGAAAAGUUCUCAGAGAAAAUCUCCAGCUUAGAUUCUGAGUUAUCUGAAGCAAGUACAUUAGUGAGCUACAACAGCACAGACACACUAGGGAAUGAGAGUGACAGUAGUUCCACCUGUGGUGAUGGUCGUGUACGUCGUACUCGCAUUACACAUCAGUCAAUACGAUCCGUCAUGUCAGACAGCGAAGUGGAACUAAAUGGGCUAUCUUCAUUUAGUGGAAGACACCGUUCUCCAACCACUUGGAGUUCCAAAAGCUGUGUAAGUGCUGGCUUCCGAUAUCAUGGUGGCAACAUGAUUGCAACAGACACAGAUGCUUCAGAGUUGCUGCUACGACACUAUGUGUUUGAGGCAUUGAUUGCAGCCAAGGAUAGGUCGCCCUUAUGGGACCAGGUUCAAUUUUGGGAGGAUUCCUUUCUGGAUUCUGUAGCAGCUGAGAGGGAUGCAGUUGGCAUGGAUCAAGGACCUGCUGAAAUGAUUCACAGAUAUGACUCCCUUACUCCAAGUGAAAAGAAGAGACUUGAAGAAGAUGAAGACAAACUCCUUGCGGAUAUGUUGUCCAAUGCCAUAGCGUUCAUGAUUAUGAUGAAAUUACCCAAGCCAGAAGUAAAACGUAAAGUUCGUCGUUUAUUGGGACGGUCUCACAUCGGUUUAGUCUAUAGCCAAGAGGUGAAUGACCUACUGGAUCAAAUCAACAAUCUGCAUGGCAAUGACAUUGAUCUGAAGCCAUCAGGCAGUAAACGUAUGCGGAAACAUUCAUUUGUGGUUCAUGCUGGGACUGACACUAAAGGAGAUGUGCUUUUCAUGGAGGUAUGUGAUGACUGCGUAAUCAUACGUAGUGGAAGUGGUGCUGUUUGUGAUCGCUGCUGGUAUGAGAGACUCAUCAACAUGACUUACUGCCCUAAAACAAAAGUCUUGUGUCUCUCACGAAGACUUACUAGCACAACUCGUCUGGACAAGUAUUACACUAAAAAGUGUCGUGAGUUGUACUUUUGCAUCAAGGAAAGCAUGGAAAAAGCUGCUACUCGUCAAAAAAACGGCAUCUCUGGAGGUAAGUCAUCAAAGAGGACAUGUGAUCUCUUGAUUGUUUUGUACUUAUCAAAUCAAAAACCUUUAAAAAAAUAAAAUUUGUUUCAAUCAAAGGAUUCAAAACUGCCAAAAAUACGCACAAAAUUCUAUGCAGUUGAUACCGACCCAGCAGCAUGAUAUUCGCCACUUCCGCCAAUCCCUCGUGCCACACCGAAUAUUUGGUGUCUUUGUCUUCAAAACAAAUGUGGUUAUUUACCCGGCGAUACCCUGUUAUUUAACCGGCAGUUUUCGUUGUCUCACAGCAGUGUUGCUGUACUGAAUGAGUGAGACUUUACACAGGGUGAGUGUCGCACGAGUCGCAAGCCAGUCACCCUUUACCUACGCUACCAGUUACCGUCCAGUCAGCGUGAUAUUUCGCUAUUCGCAAAUCCCUCACGCUGCACUGAAUGCUCAAUUCUUUUGCCUUCAACAUAAAUGCCACUAUACAUGUAUAACCAGCGAUUUGCUAU